AGACCACCGAUUCAUUUUCAGCAUUACCACCAAAAAUAUCUAGUCAUACGAUGUAGUUCUCGUUUGUUAUAGACGACCGCCUACAGGGUUGCUGAAAGGCGAUGGAAAUGACGACGCCUACGAAUAAUUGGUAUAGCGCCUGCUAGCUUGGCUGUCUACAGCGCCUAAAAAACUCUGCACCUCCUAGCAGCGCAGUGGUCGUAGGUGCAGCUGGCGCUGUCUAGCACGAUGCCUCCAGUUGAUGAAGUGGAAUCGGCACCGCGGACACCCGAAUUGCAGAAUGCACCUCCGGAGCUGCAGCAGACGCCACAGGAUGACAUCGGUGGAGGCAAUAACACGCCUGGUGCCGCAGCUUUCGCUACCCCAGUUAAGGCUUUUCUUGUUGCUAAGAGGACUUUAUAAAUAUGUGUCCUCGUGUUCUGACGCAGAAGAAAGAUAGAUUCUAAUCUGAGUUCCCAAUAUGGUGCGACACCGGCAGAUCGGAGUCCUGAACAGCGAAGGCGAGAGCAGCCAGCGGGUGUGGGAAUGCCACCGCCUACAAUCCAAAAUGCUGAGCCACUGGACCAUGUGCCGCUUGCGCCAGGAAUAGUUGCGACAUUAUGGCGGUCUAAUGAAUUGCAUGCAAAGGUUGUGAUCGAGAUAGCACCUGUGGUAUUUCAGAAGUUCUUCUUCUUGCAAAGGCAACUUUUUCUUGCUUGUAUUGCAGAUAGCUCCUUUGGCCUUUCUUCUCAGGAGUUUCCUUUUCAGGAGUUUUCCUUUCAAGAACAUAGGUUCUUUCAUAUACCGGAGGUGGCGGUGCAGUUCCGACAACCUAUGGAGCAGCCACAGGAAUGCCGAAACGUGGACGUUGGUUCAACGAACCCAACAAGCUGAUUCCCAUAGGGUUUAUUCUCACCUUGAUCACCUACCUUUUCACAUGCUACACUUGGCUACACCUGUUGCCGAGAUUGCAGGUUUACAGCGUUUCCUCAGAAGGAGGAGACUUUUCGACGCUGACCAAGCAUCAAAAAGACAAAUUUUUUUUAGAAGGUGUGGCGUUGAGCAUCGUUUUUGGGUAUUUCACCGCUCAAAUGCUGUACUGCUAUUGGAAAGCGAUCUUUACGGACCCUGGUGUGAUCCCAAACGAUCCGAUGUGGGGCUAUCACUAUGAAAACAACGGCUACCAAGUCGCGAGCGUCGCGUUUGAGAGGAAGAAGGUACAGCCUGUAAUGUUAAUGUCGGUUUACCGUUGAAGGACGAGGAAUUGUAGAACCUACAAUUCCUCGUCCUUCAAAGAUGAUAUGUGAGUUUUGCUAGAUGAUUAAAUGAAAGAAUAGUUCGUCAUAUCUAGUGAGGGAGUCACUGAAAAAAUUAAGUACAUCACCCUCACAUUCAGGACGGCGACCUCCGCAACUGUAAGUGGUGUUCGAAAUACAAACCAGACCGCACUCAUCAUUGUCGCGUUUUGGGCCGUUGCGUGCUGAAAAUGGACCAUCACUGCCCUUGGAUCUUCAAUACAGUGGGGUUCUACAAUUAUGGCUUAGUGUAAGUCAUUGUAGGAGGUUUGCGGGUAACAAGGUGUCUAAUAUUUACCAUCCUCUAUCACCUCUAAUCCUUCCACAAAUAUUUCUUCCUGUUGCUGUUCAACGCGGUGAUUGUGCUGUGGCUUAUCGUAGGGACCUUUUGGACUACGGUUUGGGCGCUCGUUGCUCCAGUAUCUGGUAGUGGCGUAAUACCAGCAGAACUACCUCUAUUGCUAGAACCUGGCAAAGAGCCGCCACUUUUCUUGGUUUUCAUAGCCCUGUACGCAGAGUCUCUAGCAGUUUUUGUCGGCUUAAUUUGCGGUUUGUUCUUUUCUUUUCACGUUUUUCUACUCUUCAAGGGAUUAACGACAAUCGAAUUCUGCGAAAAACACACGCAGGGUGGGAAUGGUAUUUUGGUGGAGGAUAUUAGGUAUGACCUUGACUUGGCUUCUAUCUUCGUGUCUAUCCUCAGGUAUCACAACUCAAAAACCAAGCUUCAUCAAGCUCUAUUCUACUCUACUCAGGUCCUCAUUACCCGUCUCCCCCUUCAUCUCAUCCCAGAUGCUCAAUACCCCUCCCGUCCCUCGCAUCCGUUUUCGGCACCGGAGUCGCACCAUCCGCAGCCUCUGUCGCUUUAUCAAAGCAAGUUCGAUCUCGGUGUAUACGGCAACAUUGCUGCUGCGUUAGGACCGAACCCGUUGCUUUGGCUGGUGCCUAUUGCGAACAUGAAAGGUGACGGUUUGGUGUACAAAUUGCCAAUGGCGUUUAAGAUUGAAAACUAGACUUGACCCUGUGAGGUAGUCGAGGGACAGCGGGAUGCAUGGAUGAGCAGGAGCAGAAGUAAGUCGUACAAGUAAGUUGCAGGAGUAUCUUUUAGGUCGAGUCUGAAUGAUCCUCACAUUGGAUGAUAAAAAACGGACAAUUUUUUUUCCAGACUCUUUGUUUUUUCCCGAAGCAAUGCUUUCUGUAAGUACAUACUGUUGUACGCGAAGCACAU
Molecule: messenger RNA, 2499 nt
Organism: Amoebophrya sp. A25
Lineage: Eukaryota; Dinophyceae; Syndiniales; Amoebophryaceae
Source: the annotation of a GenBank genome assembly